This is a messenger RNA of Juglans microcarpa x Juglans regia, 778 nucleotides long. RefSeq names its product MLP-like protein 28. The record is from RefSeq and is a predicted model, not a curated record. Gene Ontology annotation, biological process: defense response. Bases 91 to 543 code for a protein of 150 amino acids. The transcript has 2 exons. Lineage: Eukaryota; Viridiplantae; Streptophyta; Magnoliopsida; Fagales; Juglandaceae.
CUUCCUUAGUAUUAGUUUUUUUUUUUAUCAGAUUUAUUAGUACUGAAAAGCUACAUUGUUUCUGAGCGGUAUCAGCUGUGUAGAAAAAAUAUGGCUCUAAAGGGUAAGCUGGAGACUGAGAUAGAAAUAAAGUCAGCUGCUGAUAAGUACUACAACAUCUUCAGGAGCACUACCCACCAUUUUCCCAAAGCAACUCCUAACAUUAUACAAGCAGUUGAGGUGCAUGAAGGUGAUUGGGAGACACAUGGCUCUAUCAAGUUCUGGAAUUAUACAAUCGAGGGGAAUGCUGAGGUUUUCAAAGAGAAGGUUGAAUUAGAUGAUGCAAACAGGGCAGUAACUCUUGUGGGCAUUGAAGGGGAUGUCAUGAACUAUUUCAAGAGCUUUAAGGGCACCUAUCAGGUUACUCCAAAGGGUAAUGGCAGCUUGGUCAAGUUGACUCUUGAAUAUGAGAAACUGACAGAGGAAGUGCCUGCUCCAAUUAAGUACCACAAUAUGAUGGUUACAAUGACUAAAGACAUUGAUGCAUUCCUUGCCAAGGCAUAAUCAUAAGGGUAUAUGCAUUUUCUGGUGCUUGUUAAGUCAUUUAAGCAUGACAACCAAAGCAGUUUAUGUAUCUAAGCAAGGUUUGUUUUAAAAAAUUAUCGUGUGUUGUGAAUCAUGAAGAGUACAGUUGGUGCUCUUUAAUAUUUAUGCCUAGGAAUAAAACUUUGUAAUCAGUUUUAUAUGUGGCGUAAAAAAAAAAAAAAAAAUUGAAUAAAGUUCGUAUGUUUUAUAUUGA